UUCCAGCGACGGUCACAGUGCGAAGACCCUUAGCGGCUGGACUUUGCUGGACGAUAACACCUUUCCGCGUCCUUCAGUAACAAAAUGUACUAUAAAUUCAGCGGAUUCACACAGAAACUAACUGGAGCGGCACCGGCCACCGCCUACAGCCCGCAGGGGCUGAAACCAGGUCUGCCGGAGCCUCCCACGAUGAUCUUUGCAACACCGACCAAAGUGGUGUCUGAGUCGGGAGCCGUGGUCGAGUAUCUGGGGACCAACAAGGUGCCAGAACUGCAGAGGUUCUUCCAGCGGGCAGACGGCACCCCAGUCCACCUAAAAGGCGGUUAUGCCGACAAACUGCUGUACCGCACCACCAUGGCUCUGACAGUAGGGGGCGUGAUGUACUGUUUGAUGGCUCUGUACAUGGCGGCGCAGCCCAAGAAAAACUAAUUCGGGAACAACUGGACUUGCCUCCUCCGGUUCACUGCGUUUUUAUACAUUUUCAUUUGUUGGGACUAUUAAAAUCGAACAACGGUGACCAGCAUUCACUUCAGAUAAA
Molecule: messenger RNA, 538 nt
Organism: Periophthalmus magnuspinnatus
Lineage: Eukaryota; Metazoa; Chordata; Actinopteri; Gobiiformes; Gobiidae
Gene: cox7a2l
Product: cytochrome c oxidase subunit 7A-related protein, mitochondrial
Exons: 3
Coding region: 85-429 (114 amino acids)
Biological process (GO): mitochondrial respirasome assembly; mitochondrial electron transport, cytochrome c to oxygen; regulation of oxidative phosphorylation
Source: RefSeq, a predicted model, not a curated record